Drosophila simulans is the source of this 3095-nucleotide messenger RNA. RefSeq lists its product as uncharacterized. Gene Ontology annotation, biological process: lipid metabolic process. NCBI's taxonomy places the organism in Eukaryota, Metazoa, Arthropoda, Insecta, Diptera, Drosophilidae. Gene Ontology annotation, cellular component: membrane. The record is from RefSeq and is a predicted model, not a curated record. The transcript is spliced from 5 exons. Gene Ontology annotation, molecular function: oxidoreductase activity, acting on the CH-CH group of donors.
AAUAUCUCUGCAAUAAUCCGCAAAAAUGUACAUUUUAUUGAGUUGCACAACACAAUAAAAAAAAACAUUGCAACCGCAGCUAAUCCUUCGGUAGUAAAUUUUCCCCAGCUUCCCCAUUGCAAGGUCCCCACCCCAAAAAUCGAUGCCCUGCGGUUUUCCACGUCCAUAAACUAUAGCCACUAUAUGUGCGGGCCCAGAUUGACUCACUGCAUCCUAGAGAACCAACCAAGUUGGCUUGUUAAUUAUACAUGCAGGCUGAAAAUGUUGCCCAAAUAAGGAUCUCUGAAGAGCCCAGAGUGUGUGUGGGGAUAUAUUUGGAUAGUCGAGGGUGCCCAAAGGAAGUGCUGUGCAAAUGCAGUCGAGACCAAGGGGCACAUAAAGGCUCAAGAAGUUAAACCAGGCAGCUCAAGUAUGUGCCAUAUAAAACAUUCCUCGGCAGACACUUAAAGUCAGCACCAGUGGCUUAAGCGGGAUUUUGUUCAAGGGGGUGCCUCAGCCCCAUCGAAUCCUUAAUAUUUCAGUGGGUAAGCCCAUUUGAUUGCUUGACUUCUUCAUAAUUCGAUUAGCCUUUUGAUUUGCCACUUCAGACCGCCGCAAGUGGGUUAAUUCAUUAAGCUCAUUUGAAUUACUGAUUAUUUGUAAUGGCUGUUUGAGUGGAUUUAAGCCCCCCAGGACAGUUCCCAUACCUACACCCCUGGCCAAGAUAGCAUAGCAUAUGGCUCUAGUCUCCGUUUCGCCAGCGAUUUGCCGGCUCAAUGCACACAGAUUCCCACAAACGAGGCUUGAGAUUGUUGCCAUAUCGAGGUGGUUUCACUCGAAUUUGUUUAAAAAGCUGGUGGAUGAGGGGUAAAAUGUGGCUGCGGGGGGAUGCUCUUUGCGUGCCGCUGAGCGCGGGAAAUUGAAUUAAGUUUUCAUUUAGCAAAUAACUUGCAGCUGCCACAGCACAUACAAAUUGCAUUAUUUAUUGCACUUUGCAGAGGCGACCCCAAUAUAAACAAUCAUCACAUAAAUACGUAAUCAACAAGCGGCCCCAAAAAAAGGCAGACAGCGACUCCUUGGCAGGCGGCCAACGCCACAGACCACCACUCACCAGCCACCACCACCCACCAUCCACACCACCCAGCCACCUAACCACUGAGCCACCCACCACAGCAUGUAAAGCCCUGUGGGCGGUGGGAGUGGCACACACAGACAGCACUUUGGAGGCGACUUUUGGCUAGGUGUGGAUGAAGCGAUGUGAAGGCACAACAUUUUGCAAUAUUAAAGAACAGCAAAGGGAAGGAGGAGCCGGAGGAGCAGGAGGAGCAGGUGGGUCAGGUGGAGGAGGACCAGGACCUGUUGCAGACACGUCCACAAAGCGAGCGGAUUGGGUGAAAGCCUGUCUGGCUGGGUGAAAGGUGAAAGCGCCGAGCGUCGCAACACAAUGGCCGUAAAUGUACUGGACUACGAUCACUUCGCCAUCAGCGCCAUCGUGGUGGGCAGUCUGCAGUUGGUCUUCUUCCUGAUCAACUCGGUGCUCCAAAUGGACAAGCUGACGGACUUCGCCGGCGGCGUUAACUUCAUCAUCAUCUCCCUGCUCACUUUCUUUCUCGGCCAAAUCGAUCGGCCAUCGAAGGCCUACGAUAGUCGCCAGCUGAUGGUCACGCUCUUCGUUUGCCUGUGGGGCGCUCGGCUGUCCGGAUAUUUACUAUAUCGGAUCGUGAAGUUGGGCCGCGACAAGCAGUUCGAGGAUACCCGUCGCAACAUCAUCCGCUAUGCGGUCUUCUGGACCUUCCAGGCUGUUUGGGUGUACAUUGUGUCACUGCCUGUAAUUAUAAUUAAUUCACCGCGCCACUCGCAGCCACGUGCCCCAAAGACCAUGACCACGCUGGACUCCACGGGCACGGGCAUGUUCAUCGUUGGACUGCUGGCGGAGACCUAUGCGGAUCUGCAGAAGUUCUCCUUCCGCCAGGAUCCGGCCAAUCAGGGCAAGUUCUGCAAUGAUGGACUGUGGAGCGUGUCGCGGCAUCCGAACUACUUUGGCGAAGUGGUCAUCUGGUGGGGCAUCUUUGCCAUAUCCCUAAACGUGAUCAGUGGUCACGAGUGGGUGGCGAUUGCCUCGCCCAUUUUCACCACGAUGAUCAUCCUCUUUCUGUCGGGGAUUCCCCUGCGCGAACGAAGUGCCGAUGAGAAGUACAAAGACCAACUGGAGUAUCGGAAGUACAAAGCCUCCACCUCGCCGCUGAUACCAGUGCCUCCUGCUGUCUACGUGGAGGUGCCCAGUGCUCUGAAGUUCAUCCUGUGCUGCGAGUUCCCCAUCUACGAUUCGAUGCGGAUUCAAAAGGACCUCAGUCCGUACUCUCUGUCCAUAGCGCGCUCCCACUCGCACAUCUAGCAGUCAGUGGCCCACUCCAGCAGUGCGGCUGGGGUGGGUCAGAUGAACGCCCAUGGCCACUCGGUGGGUCACUCGCUACACCGGGGUCAGUGCUAUGGAGCCAAUGGCGGCGAUGCCGAGAGCCACCAGAACUGCGGCGGUAGCUGCCGGAACGUGCACGUCAAGUCGAAUCCGUACCAGUGCGAAGCGGGCUAUGGCCACUAUCCGGUUUGCCACACGGACGACGAUACGGAUGACGGGAUCAUCUACAUGGACCGCACCCACUUCUAUCACGACCAGGAGCAGCCGCACGUGGUGAAAUCGGUGGCGGUGCCCAGUACAAAGUGCAGCUACCUGGCCGAGGAGGAGCUGGCCUCCGACUACGAUGAGGAUGUGCCGGCCAUCGAUCUCAGCAAGGCCACCAGUGUGGAGAGCUUCGGCACCCGGGUGCAGACGGAGCAUGCCGUGAACGCCGAUGGGUUGCCCGUGACAGUGACCACGAUUUUGUGAUUGCCACUCUAAGAUUUGGUCGCGAUCAGUGUCAGGUUGUUCGGAUCGGGUUUUUAUAUCGGUUGUACAACGGGGUGGAACUCUUUUGCUCGAAUUUUAUACCUUUGAAAUAAUUAUCUGCUUUUUGAGGAAUAUAAAUGUUCAGCAAAUUCAUGCCGUGAAGUAAUAUUCUUCUUUACUAUUGAGAUUUAUUUAUUCGCAAUUUGGUAAAUAGAUAAAGAUAUCUUUUUUU